Molecule: messenger RNA, 3295 nt
Organism: Drosophila eugracilis
Lineage: Eukaryota; Metazoa; Arthropoda; Insecta; Diptera; Drosophilidae
Product: sodium-dependent neutral amino acid transporter B(0)AT3
Exons: 7
Coding region: 1110-3293 (727 amino acids)
Biological process (GO): sodium ion transmembrane transport
Cellular component (GO): membrane
Source: RefSeq, a predicted model, not a curated record
AUUGGAGUAUUUGAAAAAGGAUCAAAUAAUUCGUUUCUGAUUGACUUUUUGCAUUUAAUAAUUAGCUAACUUUAAGUGGUAGACCUUGAUUUAAAGCCUUGAAAAAUGUUCUAAAUAAAAGCUAAUAUUUAAAUUUCGAGAUAAUUGCCUUAUUUUCUUCCCUUUUCUGUUUACCUUAUCUUCCCUUUCGGUCGAAUUCGCGUGACACCAUCUCGCUCGCACCCGUGCUAAUGUCAAGCUGCGUCUGCGCUGCUCUUUUUGCUUACUUGCUCUCUCCCGUUAUUGCUCGUCCGCCCCCGUUAAUCGUUAUCCUUUUCGUUUAGCCAUUCGGUUGUUACGUCCUUUGCUGCUCAACAGUUUCCUGCCAACGUCCCGUUACGCCACACCGUUACGUUAUCCCAACCAGAAUCACGGGAUAGCGAAAUAAUCGGUCUUUAAAUAGGUUUUAAUGCAACCACCUGCAACCGUUAAUUAAGGGAUAAUAGGAUUAUAAUCCCCACGCGUCCUCCCGCGACCAUCAUCGGUCGGAGUUAAUCAUUAUUUCUUUGUUUUAUUUUAGUGCGACUUCAUUUUUUUCGCGAGUGUUUUCUUCGGUUAUAUAAGUGAGUUUUGACGUGCAACCAAAAUAAGAAAAGACAUUUUAGCAAUCAAAAAGGAUAUUCUUCGCCAUUUAAAAAGGCGCAAAAAAACAGCUAGCGGCACUGCGAUGGCGUCUACUACUAAUGCACCGUUAUCACCUGCAAUUAAGCACUAACAAAAGCACCACCUAACCAUAGUAAAAAAAAACAAAAUAAAAACCAGAAAUAAGCUAUUAAAAAGAAACCGAAAAACACAGCCAACCACAAGGGGUUAACAUGCGUUAUAUUUAGCCAUCCAUAAAAGUAUGCUACAAGAAAUAUGUCCAGUGAGUUGCUAGUUACUUGAUCGAAACACCAAGUGGCGCCGAAAAACGUGAAAACUGACGGAAUAUUUGCACAAUUCGGAAACGGAAGUGAUAAAGAGCACACUUAGAGGCACCCACAUACAGACAUAUAGAAAUACACACAGCACCCAUAAGCACACAUAUAAUAAAGAGUAAUAAUUAAUCGAAAUAAUAAUAUAACGCAAUCAUGGCCAACACAGCUCAGUUAUUGCGCCGUCAAAGCUCCCGGGAUAUAGUCCUCAAAAGCCAGAAGAGCAUUGAUCAGCUGGAAUUAAGGGAACUGCGAGGUCGCCUGGUAUCAAAGGAGCAUGGCGUUAGCCAUCACCAUCACACAUCGCUUCACCACCACCAGCCACUCUAUGGAGCCACUAAUCAGGGCUUCAUGUCGGAUGCCUUCGACGAGUCCUCGGAACUGGAACAGGAUCCUCCGCCCUUUGGAUCCGAGGCAAGCACCUCAAAGGCCAAGGCUGAACUGGUGGCCAAUGCCUCGUCCACAGCGGAUCAGCAGGACAUCGUCGAGGGCGAGAAGGAAGGCGAGGAGCGUGAGAGUUGGGACAGCAAGAUCAUGUUUCUGCUGGCCACCAUUGGCUAUGCCGUUGGCCUGGGAAAUGUGUGGCGUUUCCCGUAUUUGGCCCAGAAGAAUGGCGGCGGAGCCUUCUUGGUGCCGUACUUCAUAAUGCUGUGCAUCCAGGGCAUACCGAUUUUCUAUCUGGAACUGGCAAUUGGCCAGCGGCUGCGGAAAGGAGCCAUUGGCGUUUGGAGUCAGGUAUCGCCAUAUCUGGGCGGUAUCGGUAUCUCCUCGGCGGUGGUUAGCUACAUAGUGGCAUUGUACUAUAACACCAUAAUCGCCUGGUGUCUGAUCUAUUUGCUGCAUAGCUUCGAAUCACCAUUGCCAUGGGCAGAUUGUCCCACAAGAUUGUAUAAGAACUUUACCUACGAUCAUGAACCGGAGUGUGUGGCCUCGUCACCCACGCAAUUCUAUUGGUAUCGCACCACAUUGCAAUGUUCGGAAAGUGUGGAUAUGCCCGAGAACUUCAAUUAUCACAUGGCUAUAGCGUUGAUUGUAUCCUGGUUUUUGGUCUACAUUUGCAUGGUACAGGGAAUCACGUCGUCGGGCAAAAUCGUCUACAUGACGGCCAUAUUCCCAUAUGUGGUCCUCAUAAUAUUCUUUUUUCGUGGGAUUACAUUAAAAGGAGCUGCCGAUGGGGUGGCCCACUUGUUUACACCUCGAUGGGAAACACUUUUGGAUCCAGUUGUUUGGCUAGAAGCCGGCACCCAAAUCUUUUUCUCGCUUGGAUUAGCCUUCGGCGGUCUAAUAGCUUUCAGUUCAUACAAUCCGGCGAACAAUAAUUGCUAUAGGGACGCCAUUCUCGUAUCGCUGACCAAUUGCGGGACCUCUAUGUUCGCCGGAGUUGUGGUGUUCUCGGUAAUUGGGUUCAAGGCCACGGCGACCUUUGAUCGCUGCACCGAAGAACGAAAUGGACUAAUGGCCCAGAACAAGACUCAAAACCUGCCCAUUUGCGAUCUGCAAACGGAACUGGCCAAUAGUGCUUCGGGCACAGGAUUGGCUUUCAUUAUUUUUACGGAGGCGAUUAAUCAGUUUCCGGGUGCUCAACUAUGGGCCGUCCUGUUCUUCCUGAUGCUUUUCACCCUAGGAAUCGACUCGCAAUUCGGGACCCUAGAGGGUGUGGUCACAUCGCUGGUGGACAUGAAACUAUUCCCCAAUUUGCCUAAGGAAUAUAUUGUGGGGGUGCUGUGCUUUUCGUGCUGCCUGAUUUCCAUGUGCUUCGCCAAUGGAGCUGGUAGUUAUAUAUUCCAGUUAAUGGACAGUUUCGCCGGCAAUUUCCCGCUGCUGAUUAUCGCGCUUUUCGAGUGCCUGUCGAUAAGCUAUAUUUACGGGGUUCGCCGGUUCUCUGAUGAUAUAGAAAUGAUGACAGGAUCGCGGCCAAGUUUCUAUUGGAUGUUCUGCUGGAAGUAUCUGUCGCCAUGUGCUAUGGUCACCAUCCUGCUUGCUUCAUUCUAUCAACUUCUGACCGAGGGCAGUAGUUAUCCGGCAUGGAUUGGUUCCAAGGGAGCCGCCGAGGCCAUGGAAUGGCCACACUGGUGCAUCGUCGUUGCCUUCUUCCUUAUCCUCUCGUCCAUCCUGUGGAUUCCCAUUGUUGCGGUGCUGCGUUUGUGUGGCAUCAAAGUGGUGGAGGACUCAGAUCCCGCCUGGUUCCCCGAGGCGGAACUAAGGGAAGUCCACGGAAUUGUGCCCCACGAACCAACCGAAUUGGAGCGUAGCAUUUUCUGCUUCAACAUGGACGGAACGGAGGGUAUGUGCUGCCCCAAAUAUGGACUACCCGAAAAGUCUCUAGAAGAGGAGGAGUAAGC